AUGCAGGGUUUCCUCCUCAGCUGCCUUGUGGCCCUGGCCACAUGUCAGAGUCUCCGAUAUGAUCUUAGCCUGAAUCCAACCAAAACCUACGAAUAUAAAUAUGAAGGAGUGGUGAGCUUCGGACUCGGAAUCCCAGGCCUUGCUGAAUCUGGGAUGAAAAUAAUUUGCAAAGCCCGGAUCACUGGAACCAAUCCACAAACAUUCCUCCUGCAGAUUUCUGAUUUGGCUUUGGCUGAGUACAAUGGCUUCCCUGGGAAAAAUGGCUACGAUGCCUCUCCGAAGUUGACAAAACACAUCGCUGCUCAGCUCAUCAAACCUUUUGCGUUUGAAUACUCCAACGGACAUGUCGGGGAAAUCCACGCCUCUCCUGAGAUCUCCACCACUGUUGUCAACAUUGUCAGGGGGAUAUUAAGCUUCUUCCAAGUCACUGUGAAGACCACACACAUUAUCUACGACCUAGAGGAGAUUGGAAUCCAUGGCAAAUGUCAGAGUAGUUAUGCCACUGAGGAAAACAUGGAAACAAAGGACAUGACCAUCACUCAGGUUGUAGAUAUUAGUAACUGCAAAGAGAGUACAGCUAUGUAUACUGGGAUGGCAACUUCUGUGGAGGACAAGUUCUCCAAAGAGAGAGGAGAAUCGAUUGCUUCAUCAGUGAGAUACAUUUACACAGUCAAACCAACAGCAGAAGGAGGGCUCAUUACCAGAGCUCACGCUCUGGAGCAACGGCACUUCACUCCCUUCAAUGUCAAGGGUGGUACCUACAAGAUGAAAGCAACGAAAGAACUGGUGCUGCUUGGUGUGAGCGACGCAGCCAGAGCCAUCACAUUUGGACCAUUGGAAAGCAAAGGAAACAUAGUUUACAAGUUUGGAAACGUGGACCUCAAUACCCCCUUUAUGAUGAAUAAACUGGAGAACCCCGUACCGAAGGCUAUUGAGUUGAUAAAGAGUUUGGCUGAGGCCAACAUUUACAGCGUUGACAGCGCGGCAACUGAAGAUUCUAUGAAGUUAUAUAUCCUUAUGCGAGUUAUUCCCUAUGAAGGACUUGAAACUAUGUGGAAGCAGUUAGCCGUAAAUCCAGAGCAGAGGCGCUGGUUUUUGGACGCGACUGUCGAAAUCGGUGAUACCAAAGUCCUUAAAUUCUUUGAAAGUAGGUUUCAAGCAGGGGAUCUGGAUCCAAUUGAAGCUUGGCAAACCUUUUUGAUGGUCAUUGAACAUCUCCAGGUGACCCCUGAGCUGGUUGAACAGGCAAAAGGGUUCCUGACGAUGCCAUUCAGUAAAUCUGAUACCUAUCUGUGGAAUACUGUGGUGCUUUCAUAUGGCUCUCUGGUGUACAAGCACUGUGUCUAUUAUAAACUUUGUGAUGUGCGUGCAGUUCAGCCCCUGCUGGACAUGGCCAGGGAGGCGCUGAGGAGUGGCAACAAAGAAGAUAUGAUUCUCGCUCUGAAAGCUCUUGGAAACGCAGGUCAUCCACGCAGCAUUAAAACCAUCAUGCGUUUCCUCCCUGGAGUUGCGGCCACUCCUGUGGAUCUGCCACUUCGUGUGCAGCGUGAAGCUGUGCAGGCUAUGAGACUCAUAGCUCCCAAAGACCCACACAGUGUUCAAGACAUCACUCUGAGUCUGUUCUUGCAGAAGAGUGUUCCCGCUGAAACACGCAUGCAGGCGUUUAUGAUCCUUUUUGAAACAAAGCCAUCAAUGGCGCUUGUGUCCACAGUGACAACACAUCUACUCAAAGAGAAAGACCUCCAAGUGGCCAGCUUUGCAUACACUUACUUGCAAAGCUUUUCCAGAUCCAGUACUCCAGACAAUCACCUCCUCUCAACUGCUUCAAGUGUAGCUGUGAAAAUCCUUGCCCCCAAAUAUGGUCGUCUUGCCUAUCACUACAGCAAAGCCAUCCGCAUGGACUGGUUCGAUGACAAUUUCCUAAUGGGCACAGCCACAGAAAUCUUCAUGCUAAGAAGUGGAGCCAACAUAAUUCCCACUGAGAUCAUGUCCAAAGGAAAGCUUCAUAUCAUAGGAAGAAUUGUGCAGCUAUUGGAGCUGGGUAUGUAUGCAGAAGGAAUUAAGGAAUUGUUCGGCACCAGCAUCCCUGGAUUUAAAGGAGAUUUUAGCUAUAGCGAUUUGAAGGCUAUAGUCAGUGUGCUUCAGAAUUGGGAGGCUUUGCCAAAUGAUAAGCCAAUCUUUUCAGCACACUCUCGUGUAUCUGGGCAAGAGUGGUUCUACACUGACAUCAGCAAAGAGCUCAUCAGGAAUAUCGUCAUGGCAUUCAGUUCUGCUGCAGGAAAAGCAAGUCCCCUGUGGGCUGUGAUGGAGAACCUGCAGAGAGGAACCUCAUGGCAUUACACACGGCCAUUUUUGGUUUUAGAGGCUCGCUACUUCGAAGCCACCACCCUGGGUCUCCCCGUGGAGAUUAGCAAAUAUUAUAACUCUGUCACCGGGAUCACUGUUAAUGCUAAAGCUUCAUCAAAUCCAUCACCAACUGAACGUCUUGGACAGCUCCUGACCUCGGACAUUUUACUGGAGACAGAUGGUUUUGCCGGAGUCACAAAGGACUUCUAUAUUUUCUAUGGGAUCAACACAGAUCUUUUCCAGUGUGGCUUUGAGACAAGGAACAAAAAUCCCAUUGGUGUACCAUGGAAAUUUGCUGCCAAGAUCAAUAUUGCAGAAAAGAGAUUUGAACUGGACAUCCCCACUCCCAAAGAAGAGGUUAAGCUGUUUUCAAUGAGAUCCGAUGUCUAUGCAGUCUCCAGGAACAUUGAAGAGCUAGAUCAGGCUAAAAGGACACCAAUACUACCCGCCACGUUCGACUCCAAUGAGGAAGUUGUCCAUAUGGAUCCCACUGCAGCGACACCUGAGUUACAAAAGAUCCUGAAGCCAAACACCUGGCAUCCAGCUUCAAAAGUGUGUACUGAGAGUAAUGUCUUUGGAGUGGGUGUCUGUGUGGACUAUGAGAUGAAGAGACAGUUUUAUUAUGAGGAAUACCCUCUGUACUAUUUCCUGGGAUACACCAGCAUGUCACUCCAAGUUGUUCCAGUCCAGGCAAUCAAACCUGUUGACAAAAUCCACUUUGAGCUUAAUGCUGGCUCCAGCAGACAUCCAAUGAGUGUGCGCCAACUGCUUGAGACUCUGAGGAGGCUUUCCAAGGAAGCUACAGAGCGAAUAAAUCUGUUUUCAGGUUCAGCCUCAAGCGCCAGAGGAUCUUCUUACAGCCAACCUGACAUCUUAAUGGAAGGGCGGGACUCAAGACCUGAACCAGUCUUUGUUUUCAAAGCAUUAGCCAUGAGUGGCAACCAGAAGCCUGAGGGUUAUGAUGCAAACUUGUACUACACACCUGAGGAAAACAAUCCGAAUGCCCAACUAAUUGUGUCAGAACUUGGAGUAAACACGAACUGGAAGAUGUGUGUCGACUCUUGUGUGGGUUCCCAUGCCGAGCUAAAGACACAUGUGAGAUGGGGAGCUGAGUGUCAGACCUAUGAAAUGUCAAUGAAAGCUGCUGCUGUUCCCAGUUCUAAUCCAACUCUCCUGGCCAAAGUACACUGGACUAAAAUCCCAGAAUACAUGCAAGAGAUUGGCACAAGAGUUGAAAGCUACAUCCCUGGUGUAGCUUUCCUUCUUGGCUUCUACCAGGAAAAUGAGAGAAAUGCCGAGCAGGAGUUGUCUUCAUCGGUUUCUGUUUCCUCAGCAGACAGCAUUGACGUGAAGAUUAAGUUCCCAGAGUAUACAAUAUACCGGAAGGCUAUAUCAUUCCCAGUGCCGUCUGGCAGUUACCAACACAAGACAAACGCAACAUUAGAGUAAUUUGGACGAGCACAACAAUAUAACGAUGGCAAAGCCCAGAUGGGAGCCAGAUGUCCAAUGUGUCAUUGUAGAGACAACACCGGAAAAACAAAUCUCACCACUGUCUGGAAAGUCAUGAUUAUAUUAUAUAAUGUGUAAAGAUGUAAUAUUAAUGGGUCAGGACUGGAUUUAUUCAUUUGACAUCAUAUUAAGAUUUGAACAUUGUAUGUGUGUGCUUGUGAAAAUCUUUUAAAUGCUGCAUUA
This is a messenger RNA of Cololabis saira (Pacific saury), 4038 nucleotides long. RefSeq names its product vitellogenin 3, phosvitinless (gene vtg3). The record is from RefSeq and is a predicted model, not a curated record. Lineage: Eukaryota; Metazoa; Chordata; Actinopteri; Beloniformes; Belonidae. The transcript is spliced from 28 exons. Gene Ontology annotation, biological process: lipid transport. Gene Ontology annotation, molecular function: lipid carrier activity. Bases 1 to 3795 code for a protein of 1264 amino acids.